Gasterosteus aculeatus aculeatus (three-spined stickleback) is the source of this 559-nucleotide messenger RNA. RefSeq names its product luteinizing hormone subunit beta (gene lhb). Gene Ontology annotation, cellular component: cytoplasm; extracellular region. Gene Ontology annotation, biological process: G protein-coupled receptor signaling pathway; ovulation. Gene Ontology annotation, molecular function: hormone activity. Lineage: Eukaryota; Metazoa; Chordata; Actinopteri; Perciformes; Gasterosteidae. The record is from RefSeq and is marked provisional.
CCUGCAGACACCUGAGAGGAUGACGGCUCUUCAGGUCAGAAAAGUGAUGACGCACUUAAUGUUGAGCUUGUUUCUGGGAGCCUCGACUUUCUUUUGGCCGCUGGCUCCAGCAGCGGCCUUCCAGCUGCCGUCCUGCCAGCUCAUCAACCAGACGGUGUCUCUGGAGAAGGAGGGCUGUCCCAGGUGUCACGCAGUGGAGACCACCAUCUGCGGGGGUCACUGCCUCACCAAGGACCCGGUCAUCAGGGUACCAUUUGGCAAAGUGCUCCAGCGCGUGUGCACGUACAAGGACUUGUCGUACAAGACGAUCGCGCUCCCCGACUGCCCCCCCGGCGUGGACCCGACCGUCAGCUACCCCGUGGCCCUGAGCUGCCGCUGUGACCGCUGCGCCACGCACACGUACGACUGCACCUUCGAGAGCCUGCAGCCCGACUUCUGCAUGAACGACAUCCCUUUCAACUACUAGUCCGUCCUACACUCUGAAACACUGCUAUUCAUGAACCGUUUCGCCCCUAAACAGCAACCGUUGUAAAUAAAAACUGUUACUUUUAGUAAUGCA